AUGGUUCUAAAACAUGCAUUCUAUAUAGGGCGGCCAAGAUCAGCUGGCUCCUACUUUGGUGUUCCCGUUCCAAGGGGCAUUUAUGUCGGGGGUUACGGUGAGCAAAGGCCACUUCCGAUUGGGUACUACGGAUUCCCGGUUCCACAAUACAGUUACUCCACAUAUGGGACUGAAUACAUCUAUCCACAGGGUACAUUAAACCCAUAUGUUGGUCAGCAAUAUGUUCCAAUUUAUGGAGUCUCAGCUGCAGCAAAUACUGCUAACCAACAAUUUAGCCAAUUAAGCCCAUCCAUUUCUGGUGGGGGCAAUGGCUAUCCGAUGAUGCAUGGUUACAGUAUGCGAGGAAAUCAAUUUGUGCAUCUCACUGGGUCAAACAUAAUUAAUUCAUCCCCAACAAAUCGUCCCACCAUUCAGGCUCCCUUUUUAGUAUCGGCACCGGUUCCCUCCCAUCCACACUUCAUUGUUCCAGCCCACUCACCUCAGUUUACACAAGCUAGCGGUUCAGACUAA
This is a messenger RNA of Hordeum vulgare subsp. vulgare (domesticated barley), 510 nucleotides long. RefSeq lists its product as uncharacterized. The record is from RefSeq and is a predicted model, not a curated record. Bases 1 to 510 code for a protein of 169 amino acids. NCBI's taxonomy places the organism in Eukaryota, Viridiplantae, Streptophyta, Magnoliopsida, Poales, Poaceae. The transcript has 4 exons.